AUGAGGGAGGGCACGCUCCUCCCAGUAGAGCUCAUCGACGAGAUCGUUGGUUAUGUCCGCCACGACAAGCACGCACUGCAAGCCUGCGCCUCCGUCUCCAGGGCUUGGAACGCCGUCGCCCGCUCGUACACCUUCCGCCGGGUCACCGUAAAAGACGAGGACAAGCUGUCCGAGCUCGAGGACCUGGUCCAGGUCGACCCUGACAUCGGCCUCUGCGUUCGAGAGCUCAUCUUUGGGCCCUUCACGCCCUCCAAAACCUACCGGGCCAGCAUCAAAUGGGUCGCCCGAAUACCCAGGGUCCUCCCCGCCUUCCUGCCCCAAGUCCGCGCCAUCCGCUUCGAGCGCCUCUCCGACGCCGCCGAGUACUGCGACGCCAAGUUCUUCAGGGCCUUCACCGCCUUCGCCUCCGUCACCCGCCUCGUGCUCGACGACUCCGCCGUCAACAUCCCGACCCUCCGCGCUUUCGCCUGCUCGUUGCCGCACCUCCAGGAGCUCGCCGUGCUCGGCAUGCUCCCGCUCAUGGUCAACGUCUGGCAACCGCCCCCGCUCAUCUGCCGCCCGCGCUUCACCUCGCUCGCCCUCGACUUCGCCGUCCAACCGUCGACGACGAUGGCCGACUUCCUCGACUGGUUCCACAAGUCCGAGGCCCGCCAUACCGUGCGCUCCCUCGACCUCGCCGUCAAGGUCCUCGACGCCAAGCCCGUCAACACCCUCCUCGCCGCCAUCGGCCCCACCCUCGACCACCUCGGCCUCAAGCUCCAGGCGCUCUUCAGCUCGUCCUGGGAGUGCGACCGUAAGUGCGCCCCUUCUCCCCCCGCCCCCGCUGACGCGUGCCACAAAGCCGUCGCUCAUCACGUUCCUCAUUUGCCCAUCUUUUUCUUUUUUGCACAGUUAUCAAGGGCGCCAUCAGUGUCGCGCCCUGCCGCGCCCUACGCUCGCUGGCCCUGCACAACCCCCUGUCACGUGCGAUGA
Messenger RNA from Phanerochaete carnosa HHB-10118-sp, 972 nucleotides. RefSeq lists its product as uncharacterized. The coding region runs from base 1 to 972 and encodes 323 amino acids. The record is from RefSeq and is a predicted model, not a curated record. The transcript has a single exon. Gene Ontology annotation, molecular function: protein binding. NCBI's taxonomy places the organism in Eukaryota, Fungi, Basidiomycota, Agaricomycetes, Polyporales, Phanerochaetaceae.